UUUCGAGGAAGAGGGGUGCUUUGUUCGAUGCCCCUCUCAGCGAAAGUAUGGAAGCUCCUAUAAAAGUACCAUUCAUGGUUGGAGAUCGCACAGUCGGGCUUAAAAACGCCAAACAAACGGCAAUGAAGUUCCUGGGUUAUUCAGCGCUUUGCGCGCUCCUAGUCUUGGCAAGCGCUGAUAACAGCAAAGACACAGCCGACCAGCCUGAUAAGAAGCAAGAAAAACGCGGUUUGGAACUGGGGUAUGGUGGCGGUGGGGGCGGCGGCUUCGGGGGCGGCGAGCACGAACACCACCACCAUGUGAAGACGGUCACCGUGGUCAAGAACGUCCCAGAACCCUACCCCGUGGUUAAGGAAAUCCCAGUCCCGGUGGAGAAGAAGGUACCCUACCCCAUCACCGUCCACGUACCCCAACCCUACCCCGUGGAGAAGAAAAUCGCAGUACCGGUUAAAGUACCCGUCAAGGUACCAGUACCCAUCCAUAAACCGUACCCCGUCGAAAAACCGGUCCAUGUCCCGGUUAAAGUCCACGUGGAUAAGCCGUACCCUGUCAAGGUACUAGUACCCCAGCCGUACCCCGUCGAGAAAACCAUCCACGUGCCUUACCAUGUCCACGUACCCCAACCCUACCCCGUGGAGAAGAAAAUCCCAUACCCCGUUAAGAUCCCGGUACAUGUACCUAAGCCGUACCCCGUGGAGAAGAUAGUACCGUAUCCGGUUGAGGUCAAAGUCGAUCGCCCGUACCCCGUCCAUAUACCCCAACCCUACCCCGUCCACAUCGAGAAGAAGAUUCCCUACCCCGUGCACAAACCGGUACCAUACCCCGUUAAAGUACCAGUAGAGCGACAUAUUCCAUACCCGGUUGAAAAACCCGAACCUGUCCCGGUUAAGGUACCGUAUCCGGUACCAUACCCCGUUGAGAGAAAUGUACCAGUUCCGGUGGAAAAACCGGUACCUUAUCCAGUCAAGAUCCCAGUUUUCAACCCGGUACCGUUCGAAGUGCACAAGAAAGUACCAGUGGAAGUUGAGAAACCAGUGCCAGUACCAAUCAAAGUACCAGUUCCGGUGCCAGUCCAUGAGGAACACCAUGAGACUGGGGGAGGGGGUCAGGAGUUUGGACAAGGGUUCGAGGGCCAUCAUGGGUACUAGUGGUACCACUUAGACGUUUCUUUUGUACUUUUGUAUCAGUAUUACUGUUUUGCUUUGUGAUGUUUGUUAUUAAAACGACUUUUCUAUUA
Tribolium castaneum (red flour beetle) is the source of this 1237-nucleotide messenger RNA. RefSeq lists its product as uncharacterized. The coding region runs from base 48 to 1148 and encodes 366 amino acids. The transcript is spliced from 2 exons. NCBI's taxonomy places the organism in Eukaryota, Metazoa, Arthropoda, Insecta, Coleoptera, Tenebrionidae. The record is from RefSeq and is a predicted model, not a curated record.